Molecule: messenger RNA, 792 nt
Organism: Fibroporia radiculosa
Lineage: Eukaryota; Fungi; Basidiomycota; Agaricomycetes; Polyporales; Fibroporiaceae
Exons: 3
Coding region: 1-792 (263 amino acids)
Biological process (GO): regulation of transcription by RNA polymerase II
Cellular component (GO): nucleus; NuA4 histone acetyltransferase complex
Source: RefSeq, a predicted model, not a curated record
AUGUCCGUCGUAAAUGAUGCUGGAACCGCUGGCAAUCACUUCCUGGACACUGUCGAGGGGGAGAUCGCCCUCUUCCGCUCUGUAAUGCGCGCACGACCUGUUGGGCUUCAUCGCCAUUUCCACGUCCUUACCAUCUGCAACGCGAUUCUCAGGGACACUGGUCACUCAAUUUCGAUAGACGAUGUCUGGAAGAAAUUGCGCAGCUGCUACAACUUGGACGUACUUGAGAACAUAGAGGUCGAGGGAUACGAUCCUCCUGGUUCUCAGCCGACGCGCCUACCGACAGAUCUCCCUGUUCGCUCGCCUUCGCCAGGAGAAAACCUGUUCUCGCACCCCUGGUUCCGUCAUGAGUAUUCACUACCGUCAGAAGAGCACUACGAGUCUCUCAUUGCUGUGAGGCGAAUGCGAGCCACCGCUUCUCUCCCCUCGUCAUCCCCGGCACAGUCCCCGUCAGCUGUCUCUCGACCAGGCCCAGCAGUACGCGAGACUAGGAAGGGAAGAAGCAAGCUCAAAAACAUGGCCGGUCUCGUUGGGGGUGACAGCGACAGCAGCGCACUAACUCAAGAAAGCGGCGACGAGAGCGCUAUGCCCACCCCAAGUCUUGCUACCGGCACAGACGCAGGUACCGAUUACGCAGAAGAGGAGGACCCCGAAGGUCGAGAGUCACCAGGACUCCCGCUUGCAACAAAGCUGACGCGGAAGACCACAAAGCCCACGAGACGAGGCGGCGGAGGCAGAGGCAGGGGUGGCUCUACAGCUGGAGGCCGUGGUACCAAGCGGAAAAAGAAGUGA